AUGGGUCCGGAACCGAUCGGAGAUUGUUUCAAUGGAGAAGAGGAUGCAACAGUUCCUACACGACAAUGGAGGUCUUUGAUACAGGGUACGAUUAGUGCUUUGGGAUACCUUGAGAACGGUGUUUAUUAUCAAGAACCAGAUUGUUACGAAACUAUACGUGACUUGAUUCGAUUCCUUCGGACCGACAGUAAAGUGUUGCUGGCUCGGAAGAUUUGUGGAGAGCGUAACAUUAUCGAAAAUGAUCUCAUACCUAUCAUCAAGUCAGAAAAUCCUCAAGGACAACAUAGUAUUUCAAGAAUUGUUGGCGAAUGCCUCACUCAAACGCGGCAGAUAGUGAGCCUCAAGGAAAGGCAACACCAGAAGAUCGCGAUGAAUGGCAGUCUUAUUGGAUUUUGGAGGAAAAUCUCCGACGUGGCUAAACUCGCCUUCGCUGACGUAAAAUUCUUCACCGCUCUGAAGAAAAGGCUUGAAAAGUAUUUUAUAGAAACGAGAACCGUCGCUGAGUCCAAUAGCCACGAUAGGGUGAUUACGGCUUUUCUGGACUCCGGAAUAGAUAAGGUACUGACAAAUAUCGCGACGCAGUCAAAGGAGCAAGAAUUUCACUUAUCCAUUAUGGUCAUUUUUGCGCUUAUUCUCAAGGAACAUGAGGCCCUCACACCUCGUGCCACUUCUGCAGUUGAGCAACUUGUCUCUAUUAAAAGUUUCGCUCAGAAACCAGCUGACAUCGUUUCUGCUGGACGAGGUAGAACUGAAGCUGAGAAGGAGCAGGCUGAAGAAGAAUUGCGACAAAUACUAGAAGCUGAGAAAGCAAAGCUUGCAGCUCAAAGGAGAAAGAUACUGUCAAGCAGACAUUCGAGGUUUCAUGGUACGUACGUCGUUAAAGGAUUGUCUGGUGUCAACAAGGACAAAGACCUCCUUGUUUUCAAGCCAAUAAAUGAUGUGAGUGACUUGUCGUUUCAAGCUGAGCGCAAAAAUCAGAAGGCUAUUCCGAAGAAUAGACGACCUUUCAAUGCUGAGCUGAAAACACAUCUAUCCUCAAUGGAUCUUCGAAUAAAGCUGAAGAAGUUUCUUGAAGAAGACCUACUAACGUGUUUCAACCGUUUGAUGAAGAGUACUAAAGAAAUGGUAUCUUCAUGUCUUCCUGUUGAAUCUUUUCAUCACAUCCAAGUGCACCUUGAUAAUUACCUCGAAAGUGCGGCAACCUUGCAGAAGGAGGCCAAGAGUUAUGGUCUACGUGCGCAGCAUGCUUUGUCGGCCUACAAGGAGCUAAUUCUGUUCCAUCUUCACCUUCUCGAUAAGGGAUCCAAAGAGGAAAAAGAUUUCGCAAAACGAACAUGCUUCCAUAUCCUAACUGUUGAAGAAUAUCGGGAAAUGGGAUUUGUGCUCAUCAGAAAGUACAAGCCCAGUUUCCUAUCGAAAACCUUCUUGCGAGAACUGGUCCUAGCAAUUCACUACUACUUCCAUCUUCUUGAGCGGAGUGUAAAGGCAGGACAGCUCACGACAGUGACGAAAAGAAGCAAAAUUAGGCGCGCUACUGCCCGAAGAAAAAAGACGGCAGCGGAUGCAUUUGGCCCUGAGCCGCUACCAGCCGUAGUGGAUGAUAUGGACGCGGAAGAUUUGGAGAAGAAGUGGACUCAAAUCACCGAUGAGAUUAAAGACAUCAUUCUGGGCAAUGUGGAGCCUUCAGCCGAUCAGUUCCCCGUCAACACACUUUUGGAUGUUCAAGAAGAGCAGAAUCAAAAAUUCGCUAUGUUGAAAAUCCAACGAGCUCUGCGUGAAUGUCGUGCCAAGGAUGCCAUGGGGCUUUAUCGUGCCUCGAGAGCCAUGUGGCCGGAUGAUGGCAUUUUUGGAGAUCCUGGCAACAGUGCUGAUAAGCAGCUUGAGGAAAUCCGUGACAUAUUCUUCACCGAUUUGAAGGAGGUAGCCGAUGAACUCCUUAAAGCUGAGAAAGCCGCUCAAAAGAAGUUCACUGCUGACUCCAUGAUAGACGACGGGAAUGAGGAGGACCCGUAUACUAGCGACGAAGAAGAAGAAGCUAGAUACGAGACCAAGGAGGUGAAAUUCGAUCUUGAAGAAUACGUCGCCUUUUAUGCUCGGACCGAUGUUUUGCGGUGGUAUGUUUUCUUGCUGAAUGAUUUUGACAGCAAUUCUGUCGAAGUGAAUAUGGCUUUACUGAAGCUUCUUCAUCGCGUGGCUUUUGACUUGAAGAUGCCAGUCGUCUCUAUAGCCGCAGGCCAAUGCACCCCGCACAGCAAGGACGGGGAUCCAUCAAGGUGCCCGAUGGCAGACGCUCGGCGGAGUCGGAUAAUAUUGCGGCUUUUCUGCAGAGUUAGCCUUCUUAUUAUGAUAAACAGGAGGAAGCGCGACAAUGAGUUGUCCUUGUUUCGAAUUUUCGCCGAGGUGAACGAACGUUUGGAAGGCUUAACACUGGAGGAAAUGAAGAGACAUCCACUAUUUGAGUUGUACAGUUUCGGCUAUCAUCUGCUGAAACGCUUCUUCUUGUGCUAUGAAAAGUGUGGAGAGAAGCUUGCGCCCGAGAUUCUUUUCUGGAAAGGUCCCAAGGAAUGUUAUGAAAUUGAGAACGGGAGCGGGUUACGAGUGAGCGAGGAAGAAUCGAAGAAUCAAAAAGACGCUUAUUCAUGGAGUGAAGAACUGGAGAAUGAGCUCCGUUCACUUUAUAACGAAUACCGGGACAUGGAUGAGAGACCUGAAGGAAUGGACGUGCUUGAUUUUAUCGAGCCAAAUCUUAGUCGCCCGCGGACUCGUAAACAGAUUCUGAAGAAGAUGAAGGAGUUCGCUCUAGAUCCGCUUGGAGCAAAAGCUAAUAAAGGAUCGAUAAUGGAUCGCAAUUUCCCGAUUAUUAGAGCAAAGGAGCUUAUUGAGCAGUACAAUGCGUUGCCAGAGAAAAAUGAAGACAUGGUUGACUUCAUACGCACCAACUUGGCUGAAACCCAUGGUGAAUUCUCUAGGCAGAAGAUUAUCAAGCAGAUCAGUUAUCUGGGAAUUGUUUACGAGAAAAAGAAGCCAGUGUAA
Messenger RNA from Cooperia oncophora, 3033 nucleotides. Lineage: Eukaryota; Metazoa; Nematoda; Chromadorea; Rhabditida; Trichostrongylidae. The record is from the annotation of a GenBank genome assembly.